AAUCUACACUUACGCUGUGUAAGAUACAUAGCUGUUAAUCCCGUCUACAAGUAGGAGAACUGUAUAUAUAUAUCCAGAAGAACAAUAUUUACUGGAAGUAUUAAAUUCACUGUCGGUAAAUAGAAGAAACUAUAAAAACGGGUCACCCUUGAAAAUACGAAAUGGUUGAAUUCACUGAUACGGACGCACGGGGAACUUGUAACAGGCGUGUUUAUAACUGACCCAGAAUGAUUUCAGCACAAGACUGCUAUGACAAUCUUCCUAUAGUUUUAGAUAUGUGGACAUAACGUUCUGGAUUAAUUCUUAAAAUGGCAAUCGUGACCUGGAAUAGUGUGGUAGUGAUAAUAAUGUGUGUGUUUCAAAAUGUUCCCGGAUUACUUAGCAAGGAAGUGAUCAAGUUGGGUUAUAUAACAGGCUCAGAGAGGUACAACAUCAACCAGUUUUACCAUCGUCCCGGACAGUCCAUAUCCGGGGCGAUAACUCUAGCCGUGAAGGAAGUCAACGAAGACCCCCACAUCCUUCCGAACCACACUUUGGAGUUUGUGAUCGCGGAAACUUAUGGAAUGGAAUUGAUUAGCAUCAAACAAACUGUGGAACUCCUAAGUAAGGAUAUAUGGGCCUACAUUGGGCCCCAGGAGACGUGUAUUCACGAGGGACGAGUGGCAGCCGCGUUCAACCUUCCAAUGAUUUCAUACUAUUGUUCAGAAUCCGAGGUCAGUGCCAAGACGCUGUAUCCGACCUUCUGUAGCACCCGGCCCACGGCCUCUCACGUAUCACGCAGUGUGGUGUCGAUAUUACGUCAUCUGAACUGGAGGAAGGUGACCUUCGUACACUCCAGCGAGCCUGAGUUUGUCCACACCGCCAAAACAAUUAGCAAUCUACUUCCCCAGCACGACAUCGAAGUAACGUUUAUGAAGGAAUACAAGGGACCCUACUUCCAUCUACAUACGGAGAAUCCUUUUGUCCGGAUCGUGUCGGAGACGUUCGUCGACACUCGCAUUUACGUAAUGUUGGGUCAGUUCUACGAUUUCAUUGGUCUGAUGGAUCACCUUUAUGAUCGAGGCUUACUGGAAACCGGCGAUUACUACGUCGUAGGGGUCAUUCUAGGACAGUACGACCAAAACGACCCUCAGCGAAUCAUCAAAGGUAUUUUCUCCAGUAACGUGUCUUUGUCAAGUGUGAAGGCCUUCCGAUAUUUCAUGGGCGUGCUUCAAUCUCCUCCAGUUCACCAGGAAUACAUGGAGUUCUCCGAAAAGGUCAACCAUUACCUCGAGUUGCCACCAUUUAAUUACGUCAAUCCUCUGAAGAACUUUACCCUUAAAAUUAUUCCACCAGAAGCAGCGUUCCUGUAUGACGCGGUGUGGCUAUAUGCGCGUGCUGUCCAUGAGGUCCUAAGUGCCAGAGGCGAUCCGAAGGAUGGCGCAUUGGUGGCGUCAAAGCUCAAAUUUAAAACCUACAAAAGUGCAAUGGGUUACGAAAAUCGUAUCAACUCUAAUGGGGACGCCAUGGGCAAUUUCUCUCUUAUCGCCCGGAAGUCAGGUCUGGUAGACAACCAAACUGUUUGGCACCUUAGUCCUAUAGGUGUAUUCCAGCUCAACGAAAACUUCUCCGAACUUCCGGAAUUCCGGUUGUACGACGCGGAAUCAUUUGACUGGCCCUAUGGUAAGGUCCCUGUAGACGAACCAGCGUGCGGAUUUCGCCGGGAGAAAUGCAUCCGACCGAAAAGCUACACUACUGAGAUUCUGUUUGGCGUUGCGGGGGGUAUUCUACUCAUUGUCGUCAUCAUCAGUGUCCUCAUAUACAGGAAUUGGCGAUAUGAACAAGAUCUGGCAAGUCUGCUGUGGAAAAUUGAUUAUAAGGAUAUAUCGAUGCGGAAUCAAUUCGGCGGCACCAUGAACCAUUUGCUGUCGACGAACAGGAGAACGAUGGGAAGAGCUACAAGUCAAAUAUCGUUAGGUUCCCAGAACGAGAUUGAUUAUCGGCAACUUUUCACCAAGGUUGGCACGUACCGAGGAACAAUAGCCGCCAUUCGUAUCGUCAACAAGAAGAACGUAGAGCUAACACGCAAUGUCAGGAAAGAACUCAAAUUGAUGCGGGAAUUACGUCACGACAAUAUCAAUCCCUUCAUCGGAGCGUGUAUCGACUCUCCCCAUAUCCUGAUCGUAUCCGCCUACUGUCCGAGGGGAAGCCUCCAGGAUAUACUGGAGAAUGACGACCUACAGUUAGACAGUAUGUUUAUAGCGUCACUGGUAUUUGAUAUCGUUAGGGGAAUGAUCUACCUCCACGGCAGUGAGAUCCGGUACCACGGUAAACUGCGGUCAUCUAACUGUGUAGUGGACAGUCGGUGGGUGGUCAAGAUCACGGACUUCGGACUUAACGAAUUCAUGGCUGGAGCGGAAGAAAACUUCGAGGAAUACGCCUAUUACAGAAAUUUACUCUGGUUAGCUCCCGAAAUAUUACGCCGGAACAAAUUUCGGCGGAUAUCCGGCACGCAGGCUGGAGACGUUUACUCAUUUGCUGUGAUACUGUACGAAAUACAUAGCCGCCGAGGGCCGUACGGUAACACAACAUUAUCGCCUAAAGAAAUAAUUAAGCGUGUGGCCUCUACGACCAUUGACCCCCCGUUCCGUCCUCGACUUGCCGAGCUGGACACCACGCCAAAGUUUGUCACCGACGUGAUAAAAGAAUGUUGGGAUGAAGAUACUAUUAAACGGCCAGACUUCAAGGCCAUCAGAACUAAACUGAAACCGCUACAGAAAGGAAUGAAGCCCAACAUUUUCGAUAAUAUGAUCGCCAUCAUGGAAAAGUAUGCAAGUAACCUAGAGGCCGUGGUGGAGGAACGUACAGACCAACUAAUCGAGGAAAAGAAGAAGACGGAGGAACUGCUGCAGCAGAUGCUUCCGAGAUAUGUGGCGGAACAGCUGAAGCGGGGGAAAGAGGUGGAGGCUGAGUCGUUUGAUUCAGUAACGAUCUACUUCAGCGACAUAUGUGGGUUCACCGCAAUGUCAUCUGAAAGCACACCAAUGCAAGUGGUAAAUCUCCUUAAUGAUCUGUACACACUGUUCGACUCUAUCGUUGAGAACUACGACGUGUACAAAGUUGAAACGAUUGGGGACGCCUACAUGGUUGUGAGUGGUCUGCCUACCAGGAACGGUAUAAACCACGCGGGGGAGAUCGCCUCAAUGUCCCUGCAACUACUGGACUCCAUAAAAAAGUUCAAGAUCCGGCACCGUCAAGACGCCACCAUCCGCCUUCGUGUGGGGAUCCACUCUGGGUCGUGUGUGGCAGGCGUGGUGGGGCUAAAGAUGCCGCGAUACUGUCUGUUCGGGGACACAGUCAACACUGCUUCACGUAUGGAGUCAACGGGAGAAGCCUUGAAGAUUCAUUGUUCGAACACAACAAGAAUGCUGCUUGAGGAUUUGGGCGGUUACCACAUGACAGAACGCGGCAUGGUUGCCAUGAAGGGUAAAGGUGAUGUACUGACCUAUUGGCUCCUGGGCGAGGACAAGCGACACCGGGUAAAACGUUUAUCCACCAGUAACAGUCCAGUCAAGAGUCCGUCCCUUUCCGGAAAUAAUAACAGAGUGUAUGACGUUCAGUGCGUAUGUAGUAUUACAGACAGUGCCGAACCCUUGGGCGAUGGUCUAGUGGACGCCCAGUAUGUUAGACAAAAUGGCGACGCUGUGCCGUUGUACACAAAUUCAGGAGCUAGUAAACAAAAUUUCUUAAAAAUGUGGCCUCAAAAACAAAUAAAUAAGAUGUCUUCUCCAAAAUCAUGGAAACAGCUCCAUUUCUCUGAGAGUGAGAACGACGAUAGGGACCAAGAUUGUCUCAAUAGUCGUGUAUCCGUCGAAAUGUCACCUCUCAUCUCUUCCGCCCAGGGUACGAGUCGCUCUUCCGGUUACCCGUAUGAGGAAGUGUAGUAAAUGGUUCAUUUCAAUCAAAUGCUUUUUGAAGCUAAUUGUAUACUGUAAUUAUUUACGGUGUGGAAUAUGAACAAAAUAAUGUUUUACACUUUUGAAAAUGUUAGAUUUACCUGUGAUUGGUCAUCCAGGUACAAUGUAAGCUAUUUAUAAUAUGAAACUAUUGUUCUUCCUUCUAUUCUUGCAUUUUAAAUGUAAUCCGUAUAUUUUGACUGUUCUUCCUUCAACGCUUCCAAUUAAAUUGCGUAAUAACAUUUCAUACUUUCAUUUGCAUAAUAGUCUGUUGAUUGGCAUUGUACACAUUUAUAUAUUGUGUUAUUUGUUGAUUUUGUCAAACGUGCGAUGUAUUUGUGGCAAAACAAAGUGCGCUGUGUGCUGUGUUAGGUUAAUACAUAUUUGAAUACAGCAUAUUCCUUUUUACACCAGAUGCUGAGCUUUUAGUACAUGUUAAUCAAUUGUAGCUUACUUCAAUUGCUUAAUGACAUGAAAUAAAAAUAUGAAUCUUCGAUACUUUAAUUUUUUUUGCAAUUAAUUUAGAUUCAAACUUCAACAUAUAUGCUUUGUUAUACAUUGCAAAAAUCUCUAAAAGUUAGGAAAUAUACGAAAAUGUAUAUGUAUUGUGUAGGCCAUCAUUUUAAACACUCCCCUGCAUUCAUAUACAAAAUAAUAAUUACAUAUUUUGAAAUUGACCCAGAUGUAGUCUUUACGCCCUUGUAACUUUCCCAAAGAGUAACAUCAAAAUCUUUCAUUAUUUUAUGUUCAUUGUAAACCGUGUUUACUUUUAUGUUUUUUCCUAUGAUAGUUAUUAUUUUAUCACAUACCUGUUGAAUCUUGUUAUAGUAAUACAAGCAAUUUUCAGACCAUGAAA
Molecule: messenger RNA, 4791 nt
Organism: Mizuhopecten yessoensis (Yesso scallop)
Lineage: Eukaryota; Metazoa; Mollusca; Bivalvia; Pectinida; Pectinidae
Product: guanylate cyclase 32E-like
Exons: 22
Coding region: 309-3923 (1204 amino acids)
Biological process (GO): intracellular signal transduction; cGMP biosynthetic process; receptor guanylyl cyclase signaling pathway
Molecular function (GO): guanylate cyclase activity; ATP binding; peptide receptor activity
Source: RefSeq, a predicted model, not a curated record